This is a messenger RNA of Clunio marinus, 1317 nucleotides long. The record is from the annotation of a GenBank genome assembly. Lineage: Eukaryota; Metazoa; Arthropoda; Insecta; Diptera; Chironomidae.
AUGCAGUCUGUAGAAUUUCCCUUGAAACUCACGACUUCAUCCCGCAAGCUCAUUCCAUUAAUCAAGCAAAAACUACGUGAGAAAGUUCCUCUAUUAACGUCAAAUGAAAUAAAAAGAGUUAAGAAGCCGCUGCACGAAGCUCUGCUCGAUGAACUUGACGAAGAAACAUUUCCACAAGGUCACAGUUUCUUCGACGAAAUCAUUCAACAUGAUUUGAAAGGUUCGAAGCUUCUAACUUCAAACAAGGAACUUCUGGAAAGAAUCUUCAAAGAUUUGAAGUUUUGUGAGAAAGCUUUCAACAUUAAAAAAAUUCAAAUUUAUGUCAAACUUGCACGACACAUCCAAGAAGUAAACGAAAAACUUUCAUGGACAAUCGACAAGAUUUUCAGAUGUGCAGUGGAAUUCAUUCAAAUCCACCGACUUAAAGACUCUUCACUUGACAUCAUUUGCAAAUAUUUCUACGGAAAAUUCUUAAACAAAUCCCAAAAGUCCUAUGAAGAUGCUGUCAAAAAUCUAAGUGCAGCUCAUAAUGCCAUGAAAUUAGUUAAAAGUGUCGAAGAAUUCAAAGAUAUUCAAUUUAUGCUUACAGAUGAUUUAAAUUCAAAUUUGUUGAAAAAUUUUAUCAAACAUGAGCUCUUUGACGCCUUGAUUAACUUCGCCGAUGAUAUCAGACAAGAAAAUCCAAUGAAAGCAAUUGACUUGACUGGAAUUGCCUUAAAACUCAUCGAAUUUGACCGGAAAAACUUUAAAAUGGUCUUCAAAUAUCAUAUGACGAUGGGAAAAUGUUUUCUUAUCUUAAAAACUUUCGAACUUGCUGGAAAUCAUUUCGAGGAUGCAUUUGAAGUUGCAAUCAAACAAAAUUUUCAUGUUGAGGCUGUAGAGUCAUUGAUUAUGCUUUCCGAAUAUUAUGCAAGAUUAAAUGAUGAUGAAAAUUACGAAAAAACUUUAAAGAAAGCAAAAAAUUUGGCAAAAGAAUUUUCGUUGGAGAAGAUUGAAAGCGACAUUUGCAUGACUUUAGGAGAGUUUUGGAGUAACAAAAAGAAUUAUCAAAAGUCUGUGAAAUAUUUCAAUCGAUCAAUUGAGAUUUUCAAAAAGCAUGAUGACUUAAUUAAUGCCAGAAAGUGCCAAAUUAUGAUAGCAGCUCCACUUGCCGCACUUUCGUUUAACGACAUUGUGAAUUGCAUUCGAAAGUCUACCGAAGCAACCCCAGGCAAUAAUCGACAUUUAUCUCAUCUCAUUCUAUGGUAUGAUCGCAAAUAUUCAGUUGUCAAUCCAUACCAUGAUAGUUAUCAAGAUUCACCGGAUGACGUCGAAUGA